AGUCGACAAGGAAUACAAAUGGCACCCAAUCAGCAGAAGGAUCCCCAAUCGGUGGAGGCGAGCGGAAGGACACCUAUGGUACAGCUGACUCGAGCAGAACGCUUAAAAAUCAGGCUUGUCAAUAUGAAGGAGCAAGUCUCAGCAAAACAGCAGGAACGCAGCGAAAAGAAGAAAAAGAAGCUGGCCGCAUUGGCAAAUCUGAUGGACCUGAACGAUCGGGAUCGUGUACAUGAGGCGGAGCUGGCGAGGAAGCGGGAUUCCGAGUCCAAAUCAAGCGGCGCCGAGGCUGAUCUCACAGAUGAGCCACAGACGAACAAAAGUCACCAUGAGGCGGAGCGGUCCAGCGGUGUAGAGGCGGCAGACGACGGCUUUUUCACCGUGAGCAGCAAGCGAAAAGUCAAGAAUCGGCAUACCAUCAGAAGCACCCCCGAACAGACCUCGACAGCGGAUGCCACAGAUGCGGAGACGGUCCACAUAGAUCAGCCACAGACGAAACGGAUUCGCAAAGAUGAGGCAGCUGGUGGCGACAGCCUACCCGAUGACACGUUGGUUACUCUUAGCGAAGAACAAUACAAGGCCCUUUCGGCGGAUCUGCGGCGACGCAAGCGGCGACUGCAGGAUGUUCCCGCCUUGCGGCUGAGGGAGAUGGGGCAGCGUGCGUUGCUGGAGACGCCUCAAGAUGCGCGCACGCCCAUCUUCCUCAGCGAUAUACAGAACCUGCUGAUGUCGGGCAUGAUUGGCCAGAAGAGUCCCUGCCGGCCAGACCGGUGGUGCUCCACCGAAAAGUGGGUGAGUCUCUCGCACAGCGUGGUGGUCAUCCUGGAGGGCCUCUCCCUGUACCACUACCUCUCCAAUGAGAGCCAGUUCGAAGCCACCAAUAGGAUAUUCAACGCGAAGCUGGAGCUUAUGCUCCCCCAGCAGGCUGAAGGCAUGAUUAUCGAUGAGAUCGCUCAGAUUCCGUUGACCAGUGUGCAAGCCAAGAAGCUAAUUGACGAGCACGGUUGCCUGGAAUCUGCAGUUGCCCUCAACCAGGAUCCCACACUGUUCGUGAGGGGUAUUUUCAACAUUAGUGGCGAGGGGCCGGGCAUGGAGCUGCCUCAUCUGCAUCCAGAUGACAAAUUCCCGCGGACCAAACUCCUGCUCUCCGCCCUGCAAAUGGUCGACGAGGGCUAUCCAAUCCCCUUGCAGGGAGAGCUCCACAGCCGCUUCAGGGCCUACAAGUUCACAAAGCCAUCGUACAAGCCGGUCAACAACCACAGUCCCAUGUACGGCGUGGACUGUGAAAUGUGUCGCACUGUGGCCGGGGUCAACGAGCUGACGCGUAUUUCCAUUGUAGACGAGGAGUACAGGACUGUUUACGAGACGCUGGUGAUGCCCGACAACAGGAUCGUGGAUUACCUUACCCAGUACUCGGGCAUUACCGAGGACAUCAUGAAGCAGGUGACCAAGCAGCUGAAGGAUGUGCAGAGGGAGGUGUCAGCACUGCUGCCAGACGAUGCCAUCCUCGUGGGACAGUCCCUUAACUCCGAUUUGAAUGCCAUGCGGAUGAUGCAUCCGUAUGUGAUCGACACCAGCGUGUGCUUCAACAUGUCCGGAAUUCGGAGGCGGAAGAGCAAAUUGAAGCAUCUGGCCAUGACUUUCCUCAAGGAGACCAUCCAGGAGAACGAGUACGGCCACGACUCGAUCGAAGACUCCAGGGCAACGCUAAAGCUCGUGAAGAUGAAGCUCGCUAACAGCAUCGAGUUUGGCGACGAGAUUAUGACCCAACAGAAGCGUCUGCAGGAGAUCGCCAAUGCCUGCAGCGGCGACAGCAUCACGAACAACAUGUUUGCACAUUCGGCCAAGCGGGACAGGAGGACAGCGAUCGUGAAUGUGGGAGACCUGCAGCCGCGCCUCAAGGAGAUCAUCCAGAAGGCCGAGCAGGUCGUCCCCAAAGACACCAGCAGUGCUGUCCUCGUGCACGAGGUGGCCACCACCAAAGAAGCUGUACGAAAAGUCACCGAAAUAGCGCUAGAGAACUCUCUGACCAUUGCCAAUCUCCCAAUCCCCGAAGAGGACUUCCUCCUGGAUAAAGCUGAACGCAGUGCUGCCAAAAUCGACAAGGUCAUCGAGCGUCUGUGGAACACAGUGGCCCACAAUGGCCUCUUCCUCGUUCUCAUGGGCGGCUCGGCAGAGUGCCCCAAGGGUGUGGCCAAAAUAGCCAUCAAGCGAUUGAAUGGCACCGAACAGACUAGUGCUCCAAUCAACAGUUAGAUUCGUGGCCCCACAGCCUGAACUGCAUCCCAUCAGCCCUGACUUUAAUCUAAUUUUAUGCCCCGGAAAUGUCCCACGAAAACCAUCGAUAGCUUGGAUCAAACCGCUGACGCAGCUACAAGACAGCAGUGUCUUAGUGUCUCAAGCAAAAUUAAAUUAGCCGUACAGCCCAACCUCUGACGUACAAUCAAUUUCUCCAUUCUUUUUUUUUCCUAAUCUAAUCUAAUCCGAAAUUACACUGCAAAAAUGUAACGAAACUAAAGUUGUAAAAUUUACAAAUAACCGCAAGAAAUCACAAAAAUCAAAUGUAAACAAA
Molecule: messenger RNA, 2569 nt
Organism: Drosophila persimilis
Lineage: Eukaryota; Metazoa; Arthropoda; Insecta; Diptera; Drosophilidae
Gene: Rexo5
Product: small RNA degrading nuclease 5
Exons: 3
Coding region: 19-2253 (744 amino acids)
Cellular component (GO): nucleus
Molecular function (GO): nucleic acid binding; exonuclease activity
Source: RefSeq, a predicted model, not a curated record